Messenger RNA from Photinus pyralis (common eastern firefly), 636 nucleotides. RefSeq lists its product as uncharacterized. The coding region runs from base 21 to 434 and encodes 137 amino acids. The record is from RefSeq and is a predicted model, not a curated record. Lineage: Eukaryota; Metazoa; Arthropoda; Insecta; Coleoptera; Lampyridae. The transcript is spliced from 3 exons.
AAACAACACAGGUACAUAAUAUGGAUCGUUUCUGUAGUGUAUGUGGUGCAAGAAAACGACUUAACUUCGAUUUUUCAAUAGAGAAAUGUGAAAAAUGUAACCAAAUGCCGUACAUUCUCUCAUUCGAAUUGAAAUCAAGCAAUGUUUUACGUUGUUCAGUGUGCGUUUCGUACAUUUGCGAGUCAAAUAGAUAUUGUGAAAUAUGUGGCCAUACCGUAGAACGUAGUAAAAUAAUUAGAAGCAAACGGGCAAUUGAAAACCGCGACAUGAUUCGCGCAAAAAAAAAUCAGGCUUUAGAAAGAAGAAGAGAAACUCACAAUAUGGUAAAAGCUGAAACAAUUUCAUCUUUAUCAACAUCGCUACGACUGUGCAACGGUCUAAAACCAGACUGUGUGGAAGAUAUCGCUGGUAACACACUGAUAGGACGCAGGUGAUUCAAACCUGUAGGAUUUUUUUAUUUUAGCAGGUCUCACAAAUGCCGGCUUCCAUAAGGUUGGGAAUUUGUUUUCAACUAUGCAGCAGUUAAUGAUGUGGGUUAUGAGCUGUAUUACAAUUGGGUAGCAAUAUUUUAUCAUUUCUAUGUUAAUUUUAUCUAUUCCGUAGGAAAGUGAAUGAAUUUUAUUUAAUAAAUCUAAU